AUGUAUAUCAGUACUUGCUCUGCUCCUGGAAAAGUGCUUUUGGCCGGUGGAUACAUUGUUCUUGAUCCUCAAUAUAGCGGCCUUGUUGUGGGUUUAGACGCCAAAGGUUAUGCUACGACAACUACAUUGUCAAGCCGCCAAGGACUUCUUCAUGUAAAAAGUCCUCAAUUCAUUGAUGCUGAAUGGCUAUACAGGGUAGACUGGUCUUCUUCCCCAAUCCGGGUUUUCCAAAAAGACGAAAAACAAAGUCCUAAUCCAUUUGUUCAGCUUGCUAUAUUCUACAUCUUAAACUACAUCUUCCCUUCUGGAAAGCAUCCAGAGGAAUGGAGAGACUUGAAUGUCAUCAUUCAAGUAGAUAAUAGCUAUUAUCACCAACCAGAAUUACCAAAAGACUUGCAUGCAUAUCCCAAAUUUAAUUUUCUUAAUUGCAAGUUACAUGAAGUUAAAAAAACCGGGCUUGGAAGCUCAGCUGCUAUGAUUACGAGUUUUAUAAGCUCUUUAUUUUUGACUUUGAAUCAACUAUCUGACAAGAAUCCCGCCCAACCACAACUGACCAUACCUUCUAAAACGAUCAUCCACAAUUUGAGCCAAAUUGCUCAUUGUGCUGCACAAGGUAAAGUUGGUAGUGGAUUUGAUGUGGGUGCAGCCGUCUGGGGUAGUUGUAUUUAUCGCCGAUUUGAUCCUCAACUUAUUCAGCAUCUGCUUGUAGAUCCUACUCAUCAGUUGGCAGGCGAAAAUUUUUCCAAUGAAUUAAGGCACAUAAUUUCAAAAGAAUGGUCCCCGGUGAAGCCUUUCACUUUGCCUUCUCAAUAUCGUUUGCUCAUGGGCGAUGUUGCCGGUGGAAGUGGAACACCAGGAAUGGUCAAGAAGGUUCAAAAAUGGCAAAAAGAAAACAAAGCAGAUUCUCAAAAGCUUUUUGAUGAUCUUUACGGUCACGUUUCUACAUUACAACAACUGUUCGUUUCUGCGACCGGUUCGUCAGUUGACUUGCGAAACCAUUUUCAAUCUAUCAGAAAAAUCCUUCAAUCUUUGACUUCCAAGGUGAAUGUGGAUAUUGAGCCUGAAGCUCAGUCUAAGAUUCUUGAUAAAUUGGAAGCUAUUGAAGGAGUAAUUGGAACUGGGGUUCCUGGUGCAGGUGGAUUUGACGCUCAGUUUUGCAUUUUACAAAAUGAGAAACAUGGAAUUGAGAAAGUUAUUAAUUUGUGGAAUUCAUCUAGUGUUACACCUAUGCAAGUGGGUCCUACGGAUGCUGGUUUAUCCGUUGUGGAUAACCUGCAAUAA
Molecule: messenger RNA, 1281 nt
Organism: Schizosaccharomyces osmophilus
Lineage: Eukaryota; Fungi; Ascomycota; Schizosaccharomycetes; Schizosaccharomycetales; Schizosaccharomycetaceae
Gene: erg8
Product: phosphomevalonate kinase Erg8
Exons: 2
Coding region: 1-1281 (426 amino acids)
Biological process (GO): isopentenyl diphosphate biosynthetic process, mevalonate pathway; ergosterol biosynthetic process
Cellular component (GO): peroxisome
Molecular function (GO): ATP binding; phosphomevalonate kinase activity
Source: RefSeq, a predicted model, not a curated record